AUGGAGAUUGAUGAGGAGUAUCCGUUGCACUCUUGUGCUUUUCAUGGGUCACCGGAGUUUGAAAUGUUAAUUAGAAAUGCAGACUUGAAUCAGAUAAAUAAACGGGAUCCCUACGUACGGCAAGGUUACCUCCUUUUCCGCGAGCAGCUCAGUAAUAAUGGUCAGAGCUCUCUUAUUUCUCAAAACUUAUUGAAAAUUCCUGACUGCAUUUUGGAUUUCCGAUGGGAGUUUCGAACUUGGGUCCCCUUUCUUGCUCGCCACUUACCUUCGGAUAACUGCAGAUUGUUCAAAAAGGACAAUCUUAUUAGACUUGAUACAACACUGUUGGACUUUAAAAAUCGUAGUUGGGUUCGCGGUCAACUGAGCAUAAUUGUUGACGGGAACAAACCGUUUAAAUCUCGCACUUGUCUCAUUGAUCACGAGCAUCGAAGCUAUCAGAUCCUCGAUGGAACGAUGGCGCGGGAGAACAGCGAUGAAUGGCUUAAUGAGACUGUUCAAACCUCUCUCCACAUGCCGCUUAUCCGAAUGCACAUGGACUUCACUCGACUCUCCUGCAAGAAGGAGACCUCAAAGUUACCAUGGCUAAAGGACAAUGUCCCGGAAAAAAUCGGUCCCUACAACACACAGAAUUACUCCAUUAAUCACGUCAAAAUCUCUGUGAAAAAGAGAUCGGAACACCUAACCAAAGAGGAUGUUCGAUUUCUUUCCACCCUCCAUUCACAUAUCAAACAGGGAACUGUCAACAGUGCUGUCAAGUUGGUUCAAGAUCGUGCCAGUGUCGUUAACGAAGAAACAGCGGAUGGAGUCAAGCUUCCACGCCUCACACCACGUGUCACGUGGAGGACCUAUCGCAGUUGGAAACUACAAGGCAAUGACCUCUAUAUUGGCCGAAAACCUGUGCUUAAACUACAAACCAAUGAGAUGAAACUCAAUGUCGCCAUGACAAACGAAAUCGACUUCAAUAUCACAUACCUCUUGGACAUGUUCAAAUGUUUCUCACCUCUUCGUAAAUUUACGAAACUAGACGAGACUAUUCUCUCCUCUCUUCCACCGGGCUUUCCCGUGCGAAUCGAUGUUCCUGUAUCCCCGGGCAUCACCGGUCGAGUGACCUUCAAGAGUGUUGAACUCUGUGAGGGAGACAAGAUGACUAAUUCGGGUUUUGUGCUUCGAGAUGAACUCUUUAAAAUACCCAUGGGUUAUAUCUCCAGUGAUGUGCUCUAA
Molecule: messenger RNA, 1221 nt
Organism: Echinococcus granulosus
Lineage: Eukaryota; Metazoa; Platyhelminthes; Cestoda; Cyclophyllidea; Taeniidae
Product: Ankyrin repeat domain-containing protein 13C-B
Exons: 10
Coding region: 1-1221 (406 amino acids)
Cellular component (GO): cytoplasm
Source: RefSeq, a predicted model, not a curated record